GUAUAUUAUAGAUCUGAUCGCACAAGAAAACAUGUAUCUGAUUACAGCUGUCUUUUGUUCCGUUGUGGAAGAAGUAUUCAGAUUUAAGUAACGGUUCCAAUAUAACGCUAUAGAAAAACUCCAUUACACCACUCAACACUUAAUGUAUCAAAGUCACAGGCAGUAGCCUCAGAUGUUGUCCUACUGAUUCCAUUACAAAAUGGCUUCAGCAGCUGCAUGUAUAAGUUCUUUAUGUAAAAUAAAGAACUGACUAUUUAACCUUUCAGUAAUGACUGUACCAUGUGUGUGUGUGUGUGUGUGACUAAACAGUCGAUUGCACGACAAGAACCAAAAUAACACUUCAGUAAAUUUGAAAUGAAUUGCAUAAUGGAAAAACACAUGGAAUCAAGAUUCUCACUUCCCUCAACUCAUGAUACAGCACAAUCUGUUUGAUGAUGGGUGCUCCCCAAGGAAGUUAUUGUCAGGCUUGUUGUGCAGUAGCCUAGAAAUAGUGCUGUGUCAGCGAUGAGACAUUCACACAAACCCAGUGAACUGACUCGUAAUUUCUAGGUAUGCAGUCAUACCUGUGCAUCCUCUUUAUGGAAAUCCCUGUCAGCGGCACAGCGUAUGACCCAAUCUUACAUAACAGCCAAAACAAGCCUGAUUCAGACCCAUUAUAGUUUUAUUCUGAGUACCACUGGGGAGGUACAGUAUUUCUGCCACACAAACAUUUUUUAUUUCUCUUCUAUGCAUUUGUAUUUUAGCAUGAAUUUUUACAUUAUCACAAAAUGAUUCUUUAUGCUUGAAUUCUUUCCUCCAGUCUACCACAACAUCUGUCUACCUACCUCUCCCAUUGGACAGACCUCCAUGUCACCCCCAAGGCCCAAUACUGACAAGUGAUUAACUAAAACUAUGGACUGAUUUAUUUUGGCUAGGUGUGGCACAGUAUCAAUUAUCAAAUUAUAUAAGUGGGUUAAAUAAAAAACCUUGUCUCCCUGAUAGGAUUCUUGAUCAUCUCACACAAUAGGUGAUUAUGUGUUGCAUAACAUCUCUCAUGAAAAUAUUUAGAGGUGCUAUGCGUGACUAAUGGAUAUGUGUCAACUGGUUUCAAGAACAUAAAGAGCUGGUUGGCUGUAACAUUAUCAAAUAGGUUAGUUUGCCACAAGUUAUAAUGAAAGGAUGAUUGUUUUUUUUUCCCUUGAUGAUGUUAAUAGUUUUUUGAUGUGGACAGAAGAAGAUUCUUUUAUUCCUGGCUGCUGUUAUAAAGAAACUGGCAAUGUUCACUCUUACAGGAAUGUUGCUCCAGGCAUUACUCAGGUUUUCUUUUCUUUCUACUUGCUUUUUCUGGUGUGUUUCUCAUUCUGGGCACUCUCAUUCAAACUAAACAAAGUGUUCUUGAGAUUUAAAUAUUCCAGGAGGCUCCCGACUUCUUUUUGAAAUACAAAAGUCAAACAAACUCUAAUCCAUCAACACUCAAAGAGGUGACUGUCAGGGGUUUAGUGAUUUUUAACACUACCAAGGUUAUAAAAUAUAAACACUGGUUGCAGACAACAUGUAACAGUCUAAACAUUGUUUCAUCUGAGAUACUGUAGAAAUCAAGGUCAGAGAAUGUAGCUUCUCUUCAGUGUUUGUCAGAAUUUGUGUUGUCGAAUCCCUUGUGGGGUUGAUCUCACAUACAUAGGGCUGAUAAUGAAAAUUUUAGGUAUUUUUUGUCUUUUAUAUAAUCAUCUGCUAUGUUAACAAUGCCCGUCUUUUAAUCUGUUUUCUAUAUUAACCGGGCAAAGUCCAAUUAAAAUGUAUUUUAUAAUAGAAGGUAUCAGAUGUUAGCAUCCACACAGUGACUACUUUAUUAAGUACGCCUCUACAAUCUAACGUAAUUCAGUAAAAGUAAAUAGACGUAUAGAUUCUGUUAUAGUUUAUGUGUGCCCUGGAAAAUGGAUGCUGAACAGGCUCAGUGAAAAAGAGGAGAAGAGGGGGGGGGAUCUCUUAUGGGCUUAUGAAAGGACACACAGAAAAGCAUUCCACUCAUAGUUGUGAAACACCUUUUCAGCCCACGCACAGCUCAGAUCUGCUCAGAGCGUAUAAAAGGGAAUGAGCAAGCACUCAUCAACUCACUGCCAGGUCUGAAGAAUAUUAUUUACUCAGAAUAGGUCACUUCUCUGAAGAUGUGGAAAGUCUUUUUUAUUGUGAUCCUCUGUGUUACGCUGGUGUCGGCCUCAUGUCUAGCGAACUGCCAGUGUCCACGUGAAGUCCCAAAAUGUGCAGCAGGGGUCAGUCUCAUUCUGGAUAGCUGUGGAUGCUGUAAAGUAUGUGCUCAACAGCUCUUUGAAGACUGCAGCAAAACACAGCCAUGUGACCACACAAAAGGACUGGAGUGCAACUUAGGAGGUGGUUCUGCCAAGGGUGUCUGUCGAGCUAAAUCAGCUGGAAGAACGUGUGAGUACAACAGUAAGAUUUACCAGAAUGGGGAAAUCUUCCGUCCCAACUGCAAACACCAGUGCACUUGUGUAGAUGGUGUUGUUGGAUGCGUCUCUCUGUGCCCAAGUGAGCUCUCGCUGCUCAGACUGGGUUGGGCCAAGCCCGGGGAGGUAAAAGUACAAGGAUGGUGCUGUAAACAACUUGCCUACUCUAAGGAUGCAAAGAAAGAAAGCUCAGUGGAAAAGAACAGAAAAAAGCACAGCAGUGACAGAGAAGAUGACCUCAGUAACACAAAUGAGUUGGCUCCUGUGUGGAGAGGGAAAUCAAAGUCUUUACCCGCUUUCAGGAGUCAUCCAAUGGGCCACAUGGUUGCCAAAGGAGUCGUGUGUGUGUCACAGACCACAGCCUGGUCUCCCUGCUCCAAAUCCUGUGGUACUGGAGUGUCCUCAAGGACAACCAACAGGAACACCCAGUGUAAACUGGUGAGAGAGACUCGGCUCUGUAAAGUCCGCACAUGCAACCAAAUGACCUUCAGCAAAUUGAUGAAACAGCAAAACUGUAACCACACAGAAAAGACAAGCUGUCCAGUUAAAAUGUCCUACUCAGGUUGCCGUAGCCUGAAGAAAUUCCAGCCCAUAUACUGUGGGUGCCGCUCAGAUGGGCGAUGCUGCAGGCCCCAUCGGACCUGGACAAUACGUGUCCGCUUCCAGUGCAAAAAUGGAGAAAUCAUCACCAGGAUGCUGAUGAUGAUCAAGUCUUGCAAAUGUAACCACAACUCCUCAGGUGGCAAUGAAAAGUCACCUGCCCUCUACGGACUUUUUAAUGAUAUACACAGUGAAAAUGUAAAGGAAAGGUAAGUUUAAGUGGAAAGGACCCAUUAAGUGUUUGACUGAAACAAAUUGCACUGUGUGUAAAUGCAUGUAGAUGAUUUAGUGACAUAUUGUGGAUGAUCUUGCUUUACAACACUGGAGCCUGGUGGUUUGCUUCUUUGUGAAGUUUUGGGAGAAUUCUUUUUGUUUUAGGUACACCAAAAACGUGUUUGCUUUUAUUGACACACUGAACAUAAAGUCGCUCUUGACAAGUCACAUAAUAGAAAUUAUGGCAGCUACAAAAUAAGUCCUUACACAGUACUGUGUGUCAUGUUUCUGUUGAUGUCAUUUUUCCAUUUUAUUUAGGAUUCAUGUUUCAUACUUCACUUAACGUGGUCAUAUAUUUAUCAUGGAAUAGUGUACAAUAAUAUUGGUUUGACAUCGGUUUCUAUACUCUUUUUGUAAAAUGUUGAAAUAUUACUGUUAAGUAUUAAUGUUUACAAAAGUGAUGUAUGUUUGUUUUUGCUAAAUGGCUCGCCAGAAUAAAACUCAUAAAAACAAAAAAGACAAAUGAGUCAUCCAACUCAUUUGAUCCUAAUGAGCACAGACUGUAAAGCACAGGGUAUGUUCAUAAUGUUGCUGUGCUGUGAUACCAAUUUGCCAGAAGUCAGAUGUAACCUUAGCUUCAAGAAAGCAGCAGAGAAAAGCAAAUUCCCAAGGUAUGAUCAACAGUAUUACAUACACGGCCAAGAUCAGCAGACUGCGAACAAGAGCAAAGACAGGUGCUGACGUGCACAAAGGUGAAACGGUUCCAUCCCCUGACAGAGAACAC
Monopterus albus (swamp eel) is the source of this 4038-nucleotide messenger RNA. RefSeq names its product protein CYR61-like. The transcript is spliced from 5 exons. The record is from RefSeq and is a predicted model, not a curated record. Gene Ontology annotation, biological process: signal transduction; positive regulation of cell differentiation; cell adhesion. NCBI's taxonomy places the organism in Eukaryota, Metazoa, Chordata, Actinopteri, Synbranchiformes, Synbranchidae. Gene Ontology annotation, cellular component: extracellular region. Bases 2145 to 3254 code for a protein of 369 amino acids. Gene Ontology annotation, molecular function: integrin binding; heparin binding.